Lachnellula hyalina is the source of this 630-nucleotide messenger RNA. It is a transcript of the gene SPCC613.03, whose product is annotated as putative calcium-binding protein. The transcript has 3 exons. The record is from RefSeq and is a predicted model, not a curated record. Gene Ontology annotation, molecular function: calcium ion binding. The coding region runs from base 1 to 630 and encodes 209 amino acids. NCBI's taxonomy places the organism in Eukaryota, Fungi, Ascomycota, Leotiomycetes, Helotiales, Lachnaceae. Gene Ontology annotation, cellular component: endoplasmic reticulum-Golgi intermediate compartment; extracellular exosome.
AUGGUAUUGGGAAGAGUAACAAGAGCAUGUGCCGCAUUAAUUGCGCUCGUAGGCUUUGUCUCCGCGCAUGGAGGUGGAGGGGCGCAUCAGAAGCCUCUACAAGUUGAUCCGGAAGCAGAUUGGGCGACUCGACAUAUGGCCGAGGAACAUCAUAUCGGCAACUUCGACCCAGCAUCCUUCUUCACGCUCCACGACUUCGAUGGCAACGGUUUCUGGGACCACCAAGAAAUCCUCAAGUUCUACGGCAUGGAAGACCAGACUGCGAAGGAUGUGCCGCAGUCUAAGAAAGAUGAGAUUAUCCGCGAGAUCACCAAGCUGAUGGAUACGAAUAAUAAUAAUAUUGUGGAGCGCGAGGAGUUUAUGGCGUUUGUGAUUGAUAGGAAGGGGGCCCUGCCAGAUUUUGGGACCGGACCGGGACAUCAUUGGGAUAUCGAGAUGGAGUAUGAGAUUCAUCACUGGGAGAAAUAUCAUGAUGAGAACACCAAGGAAGAGGAUUUAACGCAUCCGGAAGACAUCGCGCAUUUCAAGCAGCAUGAUGAUCUAGAGGACGAGGCGGACAGGCAGGCGUUGUUGGAUAAGCAACCUAUUGUCGAUCAUAACAUACCUGCUAAGUUCAGGAGGCAGCAAUAG